Punctularia strigosozonata HHB-11173 SS5 is the source of this 744-nucleotide messenger RNA. RefSeq lists its product as uncharacterized. The annotation marks the transcript as partial. The transcript has a single exon. NCBI's taxonomy places the organism in Eukaryota, Fungi, Basidiomycota, Agaricomycetes, Corticiales, Punctulariaceae. The record is from RefSeq and is a predicted model, not a curated record.
AUGAUUGACGGCGAAAUUGUCAAUCGCGUGUCACUUGAACGCUGGCUCCGCCGACUACCUGACGUAUCGGAUGCAAUUCUCAAACGGCUCUUGAAUAGCGCAGACCACCAGAAUGUGCCACGAGCAACGGAGGGUCUUUCUCGCGUCGUUGAGAUCGGUACACUCGAUCUCGGGAAGCUUGUGACCUCGCCUUUGCUCACACCACAGGACUUCACUGAACAUCGUGCAUUCAUCAUUCUUGGUCGGCUUUGCAAAUCAUUUCUCGAGGCCUUCACAAGUCCAAGCUUGUGCCUCACCGAGCAGCUGGCUAACCUCUCUCGCCUGCAACAUAUAAAUUUUGCACUCUACCGCAAGUAUGGUUCCGCAUACAUCUCCCCCCAGCUCUACUCAGAUCUGUGCGCUCUUGGAAAGAGCGCAUUCUUCGUUGUCGCUCAACAGAAGCUUCUUGACGAUUCCCAGUCCGUAUAUUUAUACCAGCUUGGCAGUGAUCGUCUUGAAGAACUUUUUGGGGAAGUACGAACAAGCACACAUGACUCGAACUACGACAUUCUUCAGCUCUCUCAUGAACUCUCGGGAUCUGCGGCUCUUGUUGAGGUGUACAAUCGUAACCCUGAUCUCAACCGAGGCCAUCGCAGACUCAAAUUCGGACUCGAUCACGUCAACCCCCGGUUCUUCACCGGUGAUCUCACUGCUUGCAAUGCUAAUCUGACGACGGCAUGGAACUCUGGGCGGAUACAAGCUCUU